Messenger RNA from Caenorhabditis bovis, 3711 nucleotides. The record is from the annotation of a GenBank genome assembly. NCBI's taxonomy places the organism in Eukaryota, Metazoa, Nematoda, Chromadorea, Rhabditida, Rhabditidae.
AUGCAACCCAUCGGCAAUGCUCACGGUUCACCAGAUGCUUCAUCAUUGCAAUCAUUUUCGUUUGAUCUUGUCGUCGAGGAAUCAGAUGAAAAAAAAGACAAAAUCGAAUCCAAUACAAGCUUAGAUCAAAUUAAUUCGGAAAUGGAGGGGAAUGCUUGUUCAGAACAGAACGAUGGAAUCAAUAUCGAUGUCUCGGCAGAAGGUGACCGAUUCGGACCAUCAGACCAAUUUGGCAUACAGUUGCAAGAUGAAUUUGAUUAUGGACAAAAGGUUGAAGUGAAAAAUGUGGCCACGAUGACGGAUUCUUGGAAUCCCACAGACGCCAAUUAUUGGAUGAACUGUCAGCACUCAACACCAAUUCAUCCGAUUUCCCAUGGAAAUCCGCCCGGAAUUCCGAAUGAACAUUAUUUUUACCACCAUCAAGAAUUCACUCAUAAUGGUUCUGCUAAUAGACUACGAGCUUACGGAACUACCACCAUGUUCAGCCAGCAGAUCUGCGUCGGGGCUUACAGAAAGCUUGGCCCAUCGCAGAUGACACAAAUAACAUUCAAACGGGCUGACAGAACUACCACCAUGUUCAGCCAGCAGAUCUGCGUCGGGGCUUACAGAAAGCUUGGCCCAUCGCAGAUGACACAAAUAACAUUCAAACGGGCUGACAGAACUACCACCAUGUUCAGCCAGCAGAUCUGCGUCGGGGCUUACAGAAAGCUUGGCCCAUCGCAGAUGACACAAAUAACAUUCAAACGGGCUGACAGAACUACCACCAUGUUCAGCCAGCAGAUCUGCGUCGGGGCUUACAGAAAGCUUGGCCCAUCGCAGAUGACACAAAUAACAUUCACACGGGCUGACAGAACUACCACCAUGUUCAGCCAGCAGAUCUGCGUCGGGGCUUACAGAAAGCUUGGCCCAUCGCAGAUGACACAAAUAACAUUCACACGGGCUGACAGAACUACCACCAUGUUCAGUCAGCAGAUCUGCGUCGGGGCUUUUAGAAAGCUUGGCCCAUCGCAGAUGACACAAAUAACAUUCAAACGGGCUGACAGAACUACCACCAUGUUCAGCCAGCAGAUCUGCGUCGGGGCUUACAGAAAGCUUGGCCCAUCGCAGAUGACACAAAUAACAUUCACACGGGCUGACAGAACUACCACCAUGUUCAGUCAGCAGAUCUGCGUCGGGGCUUACAGAAAGCUUGGCCCAUCGCAGAUGACACAAAUAACAUUCAAACGGGCUGACAGAACUACCACCAUGUUCAGCCAGCAGAUCUGCGUCGGGGCUUACAGAAAGCUUGGCCCAUCGCAGAUGACACAAAUAACAUUCACACGGGCUGACAGAACUACCACCAUGUUCAGCCAGCAGAUCUGCGUCGGGGCUUACAGAAAGCUUGGCCCAUCGCAGAUGACACAAAUAACAUUCACACGGGCUGACAGAACUACCACCAUGUUCAGCCAGCAGAUCUGCGUCGGGGCUUACAGAAAGCUUGGCCCAUCGCAGAUGACACAAAUAACAUUCAAACGGGCUGACAGAACUACCACCAUGUUCAGCCAGCAGAUCUGCGUCGGGGCUUACAGAAAGCUUGGCCCAUCGCAGAUGACACAAAUAACAUUCACACGGGCUGACAGAACUACCACCAUAAAGCUUGGCCCAUCGCAGAUGACACAAAUAACAUUCACACGGGCUGACAGAACUACCACCAUGUUCAGCCAGCAGAUCUGCGUCGGGGCUUACAGAAAGCUUGGCCCAUCGCAGAUGACACAAAUAACAUUCAAACGGGCUGACAGAACUACCACCAUGUUCAGCCAGCAGAUCUGCGUCGGGGCUUACAGAAAGCUUGGCCCAUCGCAGAUGACACAAAUAACAUUCAAACGGGCUGACAGAACUACCACCAUGUUCAGCCAGCAGAUCUGCGUCGGGGCUUACAGAAAGCUUGGCCCAUCGCAGAUGACACAAAUAACAUUCAAACGGGCUGACAGAACUACCACCAUGUUCAGCCAGCAGAUCUGCGUCGGGGCUUACAGAAAGCUUGGCCCAUCGCAGAUGACACAAAUAACAUUCACACGGGCUGACAGAACUACCACCAUGUUCAGCCAGCAGAUCUGCGUCGGGGCUUACAGAAAGCUUGGCCCAUCGCAGAUGACACAAAUAACAUUCACACGGGCUGACAGAACUACCACCAUGUUCAGCCAGCAGAUCUGCGUCGGGGCUUACAGAAAGCUUGGCCCAUCGCAGAUGACACAAAUAACAUUCACACGGGCUGACAGAACUACCACCAUGUUCAGCCAGCAGAUCUGCGUCGGGGCUUACAGAAAGCUUGGCCCAUCGCAGAUGACACAAAUAACAUUCAAACGGGCUGACAGAACUACCACCAUGUUCAGCCAGCAGAUCUGCGUCGGGGCUUACAGAAAGCUUGGCCCAUCGCAGAUGACACAAAUAACAUUCACACGGGCUGACAGAACUACCACCAUGUUCAGCCAGCAGAUCUGCGUCGGGGCUUACAGAAAGCUUGGCCCAUCGCAGAUGACACAAAUAACAUUCACACGGGCUGACAGAACUACCACCAUGUUCAGCCAGCAGAUCUGCGUCGGGGCUUACAGAAAGCUUGGCACAUCGCAGAUGACACAAAUAACAUUCACACGGGCUGACAGAACUACCACCAUGUUCAGCCAGCAGAUCUGCGUCGGGGCUUACAGAAAGCUUGGCCCAUCGCAGAUGACACAAAUAACAUUCACACGGGCUGACAGAACUACCACCAUCCAGCAGAUCUGCGUCGGGGCUUACAGAAAGCUUGGCCCAUCGCAGAUGACACAAAUAACAUUCACACGGGCUGACAGAACUACCACCAUGUUAGUCAGCCAGCAGAUCUGCGUCGGGGCUUACAGAAAGCUUGGCCCAUCGCAGAUGACACAAAUAACAUUCACACGGGCUGACAGAACUACCACCAUGUUCAGCCAGCAGAUCUGCGUCGGGGCUUACAGAAAGCUUGGCCCAUCGCAGAUGACACAAAUAACAUUCACACGGGCUGACAGAACUACCACCAUGUUCAGCCAGCAGAUCUGCGUCGGGGCUUACAGAAAGCUUGGCCCAUCGCAGAUGACACAAAUAACAUUCAAACGGGCUGACAGAACUACCACCAUGUUCAGCCAGCAGAUCUGCGUCGGGGCUUACAGAAAGCUUGGCCCAUCGCAGAUGACACAAAUAACAUUCACACGGGCUGACAGAACUACCACCAUGUUCAGCCAGCAGAUCUGCGUCGGGGCUUACAGAAAGCUUGGCCCAUCGCAGAUGACACAAAUAACAUUCACACGGGCUGACAGAACUACCACCAUGUUCAGCCAGCAGAUCUGCGUCGGGGCUUACAGAAAGCUUGGCCCAUCGCAGAUGACACAAAUAACAUUCACACGGGCUGACAGAACUACCACCAUGUUCAGCCAGCAGAUCUGCGUCGGGGCUUACAGAAAGCUUGGCCCAUCGCAGAUGACACAAAUAACAUUCACACGGGCUGACAGAACUACCACCAUGUUCAGCCAGCAGAUCUGCGUCGGGGCUUACAGAAAGCUUGGCCCAUCGCAGAUGACACAAAUAACAUUCACACGGGCUGACAGAACUACCACCAUGUUCAGCCAGCAGAUCUGCGUCGGGGCUUACAGAAAGCUUGGCCCAUCGCAGAUGACACAAAUAACAUUCACACGGGCUGACAGAACUACCACCAUUUAG